UCGUGUGGGGGUGUUUUGCAUCUGUGUUGACAUUCUGGCCUGCUAAGCGAUAUGAGGUCGUAGCGAAGUGCUGUAAGACUCUAAUUUCAUUCAACUGUAAUGACACCGUUGUUAUAUCAUAUCACGGAGAUAAAGGAAGCGAUCUAAUGUAACGGAGAAAUAAAAGCCGAUCUUAAGAUGCUGCUGUCCUUGGGUAUGCUGAUGCUCUCUGCCACCCAGAUUUACACCAUCUUCACAGUUCAGAUUUUUGCCUUCCUCAAUCUUCUGCCUGUGGAGGCCGAUAUAUCAGCAUAUUCCUUCGACAAUAAAACUGAGAACUUUGAUGAUCUUCCUGCUCGGUUUGGCUACAGGCUGCCCAGUGAAGGACUAAAGGGCUUCCUGAUUGGUGCCCGUCCGGAGAAUGCCUGCGAGCCGAUCGAACCUCCGCCCCUGAGGGAUAACCUCACCAGCGCUUUCAUAGUGCUGAUCAAGCGCUUCGACUGUAAUUUCGACAUCAAGGUCCUUCAUGCGCAGAAGGCCGGCUACAAGGCAGCGAUUGUCCACAAUGUGGAUUCUGAUGACUUAAUCAGCAUGGGAUCCAAUGAUCUUGAUCUUCUGAAGCAGAUAGACAUUCCUUCAGUUUUUAUUGGUGAAGAAGCAGCCAACUCCCUCAAACAGGAUUACAUCUAUGAGAAAGGUGGUCAUGUUGUUCUCAUGCCAGAUUUCAGUUUGCCUCUGGAAUAUUACCUGAUCCCAUUCCUCAUCAUUGUGGGUAUCUGCCUUAUCCUCAUUGUAGUCUUCAUGAUCACAAAGUUUGUACAGGACAGACACAGAGCCAGGAGAAGCCGCUUGCGCAAAGACCAGCUGAGGAAACUCCCAAUUCACAAGUACAAGAAAGGUGAUUCCUAUGACGUUUGUGCCAUUUGUUUGGACGAGUAUGAAGAAGGCGAGAAACUUCGGGUCCUGCCAUGCUCACAUGCCUACCACUGCAAAUGUGUCGACCCAUGGCUGACCAAAACCAAGAAGACCUGUCCAGUGUGUAAGCAGAAAGUAGUGCCGUCCGAGGGCGGGUCGGACUCUGAAUCUGAAUCUGGUGACAGCGGUGCCGAGGAGAACGAAGUGUCUGAAAAUACGCCUCUGCUACGAUCUCUGGCCUCGACCAGCGCCCAUUCCUUCGGAACCAUGUCCGGCUCACCCUCCCAGCACGAACCGGAGUCAUCGGACUACGACGAGCACAGCGACACAACCGACAGCGAGGAGGAAGUCACCGUGGAAACGGUGGUGGUUCAGCUGCAGCAGGGGCAUCCGGACAUGGACAUGGAAGCAAACGCUUGAGAUGUUAGCCAAAGCUAACACGGACUUAGUGGGGAUUUCAAUGCACCUGGAGCAACAGUUCACAAUCACUUAUACGUUAACGUAACAAAUUUUAUGUACACAACGUGUUGUCUAGAGCUCUGCGAAACUUGAAACUAUGCAGAAACGUUUUAUAAUUUACGAUCCCCCAAUGCAACAUUUUCGCCAACCUGCUCUAAAAUAGAAAUUGUGCUUUGAUUACGUGCUGACAAAAUGCCAAACUCAUAUCAGACGUGUGUCCAACCGCAAAAAUAACUGCAUGUUUUUAUACGACAAAGACUUUGAUGGGUCCACAAAAUGUGUGGAUGCACCAAUACUGAUGUCAGCUUUAGUUAACAAUAACAAAAUUAACUGUUCUAAAUAUCAAGCACUCAAGUGAUCUUGGAAAUGUAAUAAGGUAACACAAUGAAAUACUGUAAGUUAUAGUUUGUUAUGUAGAUAUGAAAGGGUUUUUUGAUAACCUAAACUGUAUAAGAUGUCUGGUUGCCUUUUAAAUGUUGCUUUGAUGUAAAUGUAAUGUUCUGCUCACUCUAGUUUUCAAGUAGUCUUUUCAUUUUCCUUCAUGAAUAAAAUUCUAAAUCUUU
Triplophysa dalaica is the source of this 1916-nucleotide messenger RNA. It is a transcript of the gene rnf13, whose product is annotated as ring finger protein 13. Gene Ontology annotation, biological process: positive regulation of DNA-templated transcription; protein ubiquitination; ubiquitin-dependent protein catabolic process. Gene Ontology annotation, cellular component: nucleoplasm; cytoplasm. The transcript is spliced from 10 exons. Gene Ontology annotation, molecular function: ubiquitin protein ligase activity. Lineage: Eukaryota; Metazoa; Chordata; Actinopteri; Cypriniformes; Nemacheilidae. Bases 178 to 1314 code for a protein of 378 amino acids. The record is from RefSeq and is a predicted model, not a curated record.